UGUCCGCUGUCGGGAAAAUUAAAUACAAUUGUUAACCGUUGGGUGUGAAAGAAAUGGAGAAACGACAGGAAAUACUGGCUCCGUUUUCUUCUGAUGAGUGUCCAAACAGUGGAGAGGAUAGUGAAGAAGAUGUAAUAACUGACUAUUUGGGAUCAUCGCAUUCUGAUUGCGAUCGUAUACCUAUUAUUAAUGGAGAUCUUGGUAGUUUAAAUCUACAUGGAAAUAUAAUUACUGAGACCGGCUACACCAAAGACAAUACAGAGAAAACGGCUAUCACAAUGUCUGAAGGGACUGAUGAACAGCAGCAGCAACAUUCAUUGCUUUCACUUGGCACUAACAGUCAAGCUCAGACUAAUCCGUUGGUGCCAAUUAUCAGUGUCACGCCUCACUCACCUGGUCUCGCCAAAAACUACCCAGUUUUAGAGGACAACUUGCAACAUCUGCAUGAAAUCCAUGAUUGUAUUCAGCGUAUGAGAGAUCUGACGCUGAGCAACUGGGGAUAUAAUCAUCGCACAUCCCACAAUGAUGUACCUCAACGGUUAACUUCAUCAUGUCCUUCUCUAUGUCCUUUCAUUUCACCUGAAAUUGCACCACGCUCAAGCAAUAAUGAUACAGGAUCUGAUCCUGAUCUCCUUGCUAACUGUUCCACCAACAGCUCUCCUACGCAUUUUCCACCAGUAGGUGCUCGUUCACAGAAUGCACAAGGUAUAGACCGAAGACGCAGCUGGACUGACUUGGAAGAUACUCGAUUUGGACGUCGCAGAUAUUCUGGACAAAAUCACCUACAAGCACAAAAUAUGCGACAGCGCAGUAUUAGUUUAAGCAGCUUAGACAGUGAAAUGGAAAUAGAAUUACAUGGAAAAUCUUGUAGCAGACCUGUAGGAGCUGGUAGUCGAGCAUGCAGAUCACAAGCAAGUACUCAUUCUCUCAAUGAAGCUGAUCUUAUACAAAGCGAAUAUCAGAAGAUAGUUACAAAACGAUUCAAAGGUAGUCAAAGAUUAGCAGACAGUAGUGGUUUAAUGCCUGGUCUUACAGGCUCUCGUUUACCUCUUCAGAAAUCUAUUUCAACACCUUCAAUUGUUACUCCUCAAGUUAAUGCUCAUUUAUCAGAAACUGUAACUAGAACAACACCAUCACUUACAGCCCGACGUGAAAGAAACGAAAAGGGUAGUGGAAGUGAGACUGAAACUGAGGAUCUUCACACUCCAAACAGCCAUGAAUUCCAUGAAGACAGAGAAGGCACUCCAAAUGCUCAGAUAUCCUUUGAUGAGUUACUAACGGAUGGCACUGUAUAUGAUGACCAUCAAUCAGAAAAAACUAGAAGAAAACGUGGUUCUAUUUUUUUCCGUAAAAAAAAGGAUAAAAGUACCAUCAAAACUACAUCAAGUAUAUCCUCAACUACAAGUAGUUAUAAUGUUAAGAGAGGAUCUACUGCAUCGUUACCUUUACCAACUUCUGGAAGUGGAAGGGAAAUUAACAGCAAGAAAGCCGUGACAAGCUACAGCCCUUGGCGGCGAGUUGCUACUAAGCUUGGAGUCAAUCAAACAAUAAAUGAGGAGAGAGAUGGAGAUGGACGUGAUAUAUCCAGUGGACUAGAAGGAUAUGACCUUGGAGACGACACUUACCAAUUCACUGUGGGUGAUCUGGAAGGCUUGGAUCCUGAAUUGGGCCUGGCAAAAGAGGAACCUGAUUCUUGGAGUGCUGCCAUUGGACAUAACGUUGCAUUGCGGCUAGCUGAUAACUGUGAACGAAAAGUAAAAAGACAAGAACAUAUUUAUGAGUUUGUACUUACGGAAAAACAUCACUGUUUAGUACUUCUCGCUAUGGAAAGAAUUUUCGCGGAAGGUCUGCGACGUCACUUUCGUUUCGGUCAAGCAGAUCUGGAACGCAUGUUCCCAAGGCUACGUGAUCUCAUUGAUAUUCAUUUACGAUUUCUGCAAAAAUUACGUAAAAGGCAAAAUACAAAUUCUAUUGUUCCUACAAUUGCUGAUAUAUUAGUGGAUCAAUUCUCUGGAGAGAAUGCACAACGUAUGAAGAGUGCCUAUGGGGAAUUUUGUAGUCGUCACAGAGAUGCUGUAGAAGCUUAUAAGUAUUAUUUGCGUCAUGAUCCUCGAUUUGCACGAUUCGUGCGUCAAUGUCAGUCACAUCCUUUGUUGAAGAAGAAAGGAAUUCCUGAAUGUAUUUUAUUUGUUACUCAACGUUUAACAAAAUAUCCACUGCUUGUGGAACCACUUAUCAAAACGGGUAUUGCGCAAGAAGAGGGUGAAGAUUUACGCAAAGCUUUGGUUCUUGUUAAAGAAAUUUUGGCAAAUGUGGAUACAUGUGUUGCUGAUAAGGAAAGGGAAGAUAGAAAAUUAGAAAUUUAUAAUAAGAUUGACGCAAAGUCUUUUGCGACAUAUCGUGGUGCCAAGUUCAAAAAAUCAGAUAUUAUGGCAUUUAAUAGAAUUUUAAAAUUCGAAGGUACUGCGUAUUUAAUGCAAGGUCGUGGAAAAAUGACUGCCAUUGUAGUGGUUGUUCUUUCUGACAUAUUAUUUUUCUUGGCUGAAAGAGAUCAGAAAUAUGCAUUUUUUGUGCCUGACAAUAAGGCUGGUAUAGUGUCACUUCAAAAAUUACUAGUUCGUGAAAAGGCGGGUCAAGAAUCUAGAGGAAUUUAUUUAAUAAGUAGCAAUCCAGCUGAACCUGAGAUGUUCGAGUUAAAAAUUCAAAAGCCAAAAGAUAAGCAAUUGUGGAUACAAGCAAUUAGAUCAGCAGUUGAAGCCUGUCCGCAAGAACCUGAAAAUGAAACUGAUAUAUCAACUGAAAGUAAUAAUAAUAAUGAAUUAAGAGAUACACGUUCCUCUUCUAUAUCGUUACUUUCUGUUGAAGAAAAACAACGUUUAGUCAAAACUAAAGAGUCGCAUGUUCUUAAGAUAGUUGGUGAACUGCGAAAGAAGGAUGCGGAACAGGCAUUAUUGCUCGAAGAAAAAAUCAAUUUACAAAUACAACUUUUACAUGCUGCUAAUAUUUGGAAUGGAAAUGAAAGUAGUGAUAAUGAGAAAAUAGAAAAAGCUGAUAAAGAAAUUGCAGAUUAUACUAGAUUAGUUCAUAAUGAAGGAACUGAAACCACACAGUUACGGCAAGAGGUGGUUGCAGCUAUUCAAGAAGCAACAAAACUUGCUAGCUCAUUAUCUUUUAGUGCGGGUGGUGCUACUCUUUCGAGAAGUUUAAGUUCUGCAGGAGAGCGACAUAGUGAGGCCUAUGUUCCGUCUGCACUUUGUAUUCCUCGAAGAGCUGAGACAUUCGCGGGUUUUGAUCAUAACAAAGAAAAAUAUCCGUUGCGAGAGUCUGCAAUUCAUUCUGUAAUUUCUCUUCCAAAAGUUAGUGAAUUUAUGAAAGAAAAUCCGGAAGAAAAAGGAAAUCAAGAUACAGAAAUAUGUAAAGAGCAACAAUGGGCAGCGAUUCGUUUGUCUCAUCAUGUUUAUAGGUUGGUCUGUAUAAUUAGUAAUCAAAUGACGACAAUUGACAGCCUACAGGCUCAAUUAGCUGCGUGUAAAGAAGGUAGUAUGGGCAAAUUAAAUAACAGACCUAAUCCAAAUCGCCAAUUAGAAGAAUUACGUAAUUUACAAGAUAAAUUAAGUCAAGAAAAAGCAGCGUUUCGUGCCGCAUCACAACAAGAACAAAAGCAAUUAGAAGAAGAACGAGCCGAAUUGGCAAGACUACGUGAACAAUUAGCAGCGGAACAGAGAGAUGUUACACAACAGCGAGAUCAAUUAUAUCGGCGGCUCGAAGCAUUAGAACGACAAGGGGUGACAUUAGUUACGAGUUCUACACCUAGUUCUACAACAAUUCAUCUAUCUCAUUUGACACAGGGAUCUGAUACCGUACAGACACGAAAAACGCAGCCGGAUGCUAAAAGAAUUCCGUUAAAUUUAAUUAGUGCUACUAAUCAGCAAAAAGUGCAAAGUAAUCUUCCAGUAAAACAACAGUUGCCUUUAAAACUUGCUAGUGGAAGCAACAAUAAUACUAGAAGUGGAAACACGAGUAAUAAUAGUCCAGAUCGGCAUUCACGAACGGGAAGCAGUCCGGCAAUUGUAACUGGCUCUACAUAUUCUUCACCGGAAUUAGGAAACAAUCAUGCCGGUACGAGCCAAACUCAUUCCUCGAAUCGUUCGCUUCGAAUUACACGAUCGCCUCCAGAAUAUCCACAUCAGCAACAGCAUCAGAGAACGGAACAGCAGCAACCUUUGGAAGAAGAAGUAAUUUUUUUCUGACGUUUCUUUCGUUUUGGUCGGAAACAUUCUCGAUCUUCUCGUCCUACAACUGGCGAAGCUACCCCGACUUCUACACUAACUCCCUCCCGAAAUCAAUCAAAAGAUGCUCAACCUAGAAGUCGUGUAAAGUCAUUUUGACUUUCAACAUUUUCUCGGUAAGACUCUUUUACUAUUGUUAUAUAUUUUUUUCGUGAUUCUACUAUUACUUUUUUAAUUUCUCCAUUUUCAUAUCAUGUUUAUGAUACGCUUCUUCCACGAACACUUCCUUCUUCCUUUUUUUACUUUCUUCUCUUCUUACUUGCCCGUGUCUUUCUUUCCAUUCUCUUUUCUAUUAUUCUUCUUUCAUUAACAAUUUUAUUCAUGUUGUACAUUGACAGAUGCAACAUAGUACAUAAGUGAUGCAUUUAAGGUGUCCAUAAUAACAGUGUGAUUGUCAAUAAAAAAAAAAAAGAAUAUACAUAUUAUUCUCAAUAAAUUGAUAAAAGAUAGUGUUACUUUUCAACUGCUACUGAAGGCAAUAAUAUCAUUUUUAUGGAAAUUCUCACAGAACCUAUUAUAAAGAGAAAAAUAACUAUAAAA
Molecule: messenger RNA, 4829 nt
Organism: Frieseomelitta varia
Lineage: Eukaryota; Metazoa; Arthropoda; Insecta; Hymenoptera; Apidae
Gene: cyst
Product: rho guanine nucleotide exchange factor 28
Exons: 17
Coding region: 54-4250 (1398 amino acids)
Biological process (GO): regulation of Rho protein signal transduction
Molecular function (GO): guanyl-nucleotide exchange factor activity
Source: RefSeq, a predicted model, not a curated record